Molecule: messenger RNA, 5661 nt
Organism: Cygnus olor (mute swan)
Lineage: Eukaryota; Metazoa; Chordata; Aves; Anseriformes; Anatidae
Gene: ALX4
Product: ALX homeobox 4
Exons: 4
Coding region: 251-1405 (384 amino acids)
Biological process (GO): regulation of transcription by RNA polymerase II
Molecular function (GO): RNA polymerase II transcription regulatory region sequence-specific DNA binding; DNA-binding transcription activator activity, RNA polymerase II-specific
Source: RefSeq, a predicted model, not a curated record
GUUUGGAGGGAGAGACGGAGAGCAAGUGAGUGUGUGUGUGAGAGAGGGAGGGAAAGAAAAAGCCCCCUUUUACUGUGCGAGAUCUUAAGGGGGCUUGGAGAUCUGGUCAGCUUUCAAGAACAUCUGAAUCCUCUUAGAGCUCCCCGGCCCAGCUGUGGGUGUGUGUGUGUAUGCGAGAGGGAGAGAGAAAAAGAGGUUCCUGGUGCCCCUCCAAGCGCAUUAAGGACACUCGGGCCUUUUAAUUUUAGGAAUGAAUGCUGAUACUUGUGUUUCUUAUUGUGAUCCGGCUGCCAUGGAUUCCUACUACAACGCAGCCUCCCAGGGCACAGAAGGCUCCUCGCCUUUUAGGGCAUUUCAAGCAAGUGACAAGUUCAGCCCUACUUUCCUGGCCAGCAAAGGACAAGGCUUUGGUGACAGCAGCGCUAAGUGCCGGAGCCGCUACAGCCAGCAGGAAUGUCAGUCCCUGGAUGGCAGCGUGCAGGCUCCCAGCUCCGCCGGGGCUCCGGCCUCCUUUAACAAAUACCCUCCGCAGCAGCAGCACCUCUACAUGCAGCGAGGCCCCUGCAAGACCCCCCCGGAGAGCAACCUCAAGCUGCAGGAGAGCAGCGGCCACAACGGAGCUCUGCAGGUCCCCUGCUACGGUAAAGAGAGCGGCUUGGGAGAGGCCGACUUGCAGCCGAGCGCCGACCCUUCGGGCAUGGACAGCAGCUACCUCAGCGUGAAGGAGGCCGGGGUGAAAGUCUCCCAGGACAGGGCCAGCACAGAUCUCCCCAGCCCCAUGGACAAGGCGGACUCAGAGAGCAACAAGGGCAAAAAGCGGAGGAACCGCACCACCUUCACCAGCUACCAGCUGGAGGAGCUGGAGAAGGUCUUCCAGAAGACCCACUACCCGGACGUCUAUGCCAGGGAGCAGCUAGCCAUGAGGACAGACCUCACCGAGGCUCGAGUGCAGGUGUGGUUCCAGAACCGGCGAGCGAAAUGGCGCAAGCGGGAGCGGUUCGGCCAGAUGCAGCAGGUCCGGACCCACUUCUCCACCGCCUACGAGCUGCCCCUGCUCACCCGCGCUGAGAACUACGCCCAGAUCCAGAACCCCUCCUGGAUCGGCAACAAUGGUGCCGCCUCCCCCGUGCCCGCCUGCGUCGUCCCCUGCGAGCCGGUGCCCUCCUGCAUGUCCCCCCACGCUCAUCCCCACACGGCCGGCGGCGUCUCCGACUUUCUCGGCGUCUCCGGCGCCGGCGGCCACGUGGGCCAGACGCACGUGGGAGGCCUCUUUGGCACAGCCGGCAUCGGCCCUGGCCUCAACGGCUACGAGCUGAACAGCGAGCCGGACCGCAAGACCUCCAGCAUCGCUGCCCUGCGGAUGAAGGCGAAGGAGCACAGCGCCGCGAUCUCCUGGGCGACAUGACAGGGCUGCGGCCCAGCGCCUCGGGACACCGCGAGAGCCAGCGGGGACAGCCGGACAGAGCCGCCCGCCGGGACUCCAGCCCGCCCUUGCCUCCUCGGGGAUGUGAACGCAGCACUUUUAGCUACCCUAGGUGUAUAAAGGACGUGUGUUAACGUAAGUGGCGUGUUCCCAGCACGGACACGGGCAGCUCCCGGCUCUCCAGGGUCAGGCCGGGGAAAGGCGGGCACUGCUCCCGCCACCACCCGGUCUGGGGGUGUCCCCUGCCACUGCCACCUCCCCGGGAACCUGGGCGUCUUUUCUCCCCGCUCCUUUCUCUGUCACCAGAUCUGCCUUUCUGGAGAGCAAGAGCCCGCCGGCAUCCCCAGCGGCUUGCCCCAUCCCACCCCCCCACACACGCACCCCUUCCCCUCCUGAUCUGCCAGCAGCGAGGCUCAGAUCUCGUCUGCCCCGGGCAGGGGACAGGACGGGGACUCUGGCGCCAGCAAAGAGACACUUCUCAGGCUGCUCCUGUCCUCCUCGCAGGAGCCAUGACUUCCCACAGCCGAACAGGGCUGGGAGAACACCAAGGGCUAGAAAGGAGGUGACACCACCCCGCCUCCUGCCAUCCUGCUUCCUCCGCGUCCCAUCCCGCAGCCAGAGGAGAAGCAAGGAGCCAUGGAGGCACAUGAAGGGGAUGCCUCCUGCCAGCAGGCACAGUGCCACCACACCACAGGUCCUUGCUGGCUCUCUGGCCACCCAGCUGGAAAAGUGUCCAGGAGGUGACUGCUGCCUGGCACCGCCGGCGGCCCUGCAGAAGGUGACACCCCCACGGGCACCUGGGGUUUGCUCCGUGAUUGUCGUGGCCGUUGUGGUGCACGGUGGGGCAGCAAAACCUUUCCCCUGGCUUUUACUGGGUCAGGAAUCACUGCCCUCUGACAGCAACAACAGGUCUCCAGAGACCCCACUGAGGAACAGCUCAAGCGGCAGUGCACAGGGCAGUGAGGGCAUCGAAAUCCUCGUCCACCUGGUCCCAGGGCCAGCCUCGUGUGACAACCGCCCUUCCCAUCGCCCCCCACACCCAGGGCCCCAGCACCAGCCUGCGGGGAGACACCGCAGCUCGCCCGGUUUGUCCCAGACAACAUCCCUCCCACUCUCCCACCCUCGAUUUUCUCCCCGAGUGCUUCCACCAGUUAAGUAAGGUCUCCUUUGCAAGGCUAAAUUGUUCCCAAGCUGCCCAAUGGUCUCGCAGUGCCAGGAAUAAUUUGCCUCACUGAAUGUCACCCGGGCACCAGCACCCACACCGCACAGCUAUGCAUGCUGAGCUUGAGCUUAAUCAGCAAGGGAACUGUAGGGUUUUGCUCCCAUACAAAUGUGUGUCACCUUGUCCUCCCUCCCUGUGCUCUGUACUGGGGGAUCCAGUGUCCAGGGAUAUUUAGUGGUCCUGGAAAGGGCUUCAAAUAGGCUACAACCAAAUAUCAGGGUUCAGGUUAACUGCAUGCCGUAUAAAAAUAUUUCUACAGUGCCUAGGCAUUGUUGUACACCACAUAAAUGAUACAUCAACGCUAGAUCAAAUGUAACAUAUAUUUAUUGGAAUACAAAAAGACCGGUAGUACUGUUUCUUUUCUAUCUAAAAAUGCUAAGAGAUGCCUGGCUUGGUACUCAUCAGGAACCAGCAUGAAGUUAAGCAGACUACGCAUAUGACCUGGGCUUUUCCCAUCCGAAGCAAACAAGACUUAUGUCCCAGCCUAAACAUUCAGCUAAGUAAUUGGGCUAAAAAGUGUUUCAGGUGCUAAAAAUGAUGCUGAUCACAUGGGAUCGCUGCCCAAACCUCUUUUAUCCUGCAUGCACUGGCACCAUUACAAUCUAAAAAUUGCAUUGUGUACCAACUUUUUCCUUCCAUCCAUGUACACCCCAGACCUCCUUGUGUUAGAAAAGAGCCCUUUCCUGUGGUGCAGAGGGAAAGGUGUUUUCCACCGCAGUGUUCAGCCCCCGGAGAAGUGGAGCCGAGGAGGGUGCAGGACCCACAGGUACUGCUGGCUGCCCUGCUGGAGACCCAUGGCUAUCCCAGGGCUUAGCUGCACUCUCUGCUGAAGUCUAAGGGUAUUUCUUCCUCCCCGGCUUCACAGGGCCAGCAUUUCACCCGUAGCAGCCCACGGGACGGAGUGCUGCAUCCCCUGUCUCCUUGGAGAGGGCAGCCUCCUGGCAGCGCUACCAGCCUUAACAGAACCCCUGCUUUCUUACCUUAAAAACCCACGAGCAAAGCGUGCGUUGUCCUCCAUCUAUCCUGAGCACUGCCACGUGUGCCCAGCCGUGAGCCUGCCGGGGUGCACCAAGAGCGGGGAGCGCUGCUGCCCGGUGUGCCAGCACAGCCCCCCCUUGCCCACAGGUCAGUCCGGGUGGCUCGAGUGGCAAAAGCCUCGGGCAGCAGCUAUUAGAGCAGUUUUUGAGCUGCGUGCAUCUGUAUUUACACGCAUUUUUUAAUUAAUUUAAAAGUUUUUUUUAAAAAAUAUAGCUGUUAAAUUAACAAGAAAAGCUGUAUAAAUAUAUAUAUAUAUACUUUUAUAUAUAUAUAUAUAUGUAUGUAUCUUAACCUAGCCAGCCUGCGGCUACUGCAUUUCUUAAGGGUCACAGGGUCAGUGCUGUUCUUGCAAUCUCAAGCUACCACGACGAUGCCUUUUUUUAAUUAUUAUUAUUAUUUUAAUACCUUUUGACUCUAUUUAUGACUUUCUUCUCUAUUUAUUUCUUAUUUAGUCUUUUACUCCUGUCCAUACAUGGAGCCACAAUUCCCUGGCUUGGAUUUAAAUGCCUUCGAAGCUGCGAGCUUCGUCCCCAGCCACCACCAAAGCACCCCACGAGCCCCUGGCCGCCCCGUGGUGGCAUCCUCUGUGGGUGCAGUGCCUGCAGCCCGGGCCAGGCUCCUGUCUGGGUACCCUCUACAGCCUUACAGAGGUAGCAAAGCACUCUUCUGAGCGGCCCCAGCCAUGCAGCAGGCUCCCUGCGAGGGGGCUGCCUGGGGUUAGAAAUGCAAGGGACAUCCCAGGGGUUGGAGACGAGGAGCAGACAAGUGGGGAGAGCAGCGCGGGUUCCCAGCCGGGUGCUGCCAGCUGCCAAGCACCCAGAGCAGCAGUCGGUGCUUCGAUAGCUGCUGCAAGCCAGUGGUGACUUUACCAUAGCUCCCCCUUACCCCCAUGCCCAUCCCCACAAAGCCCUUUGCUUCUCCUAACACCUCCUGCUGCCCAGGCGGGCUGCUGGGUACCGCAGCGCCCCGGCUCCGAAGGCUGCUGUCACCGUGAGUCCAAGAGCAGUGGGGCAAGGCAGGGGCCAGGCCGUCCCCCCAGGGACAUUUCCCACCACCAGCACGGCCCAGUGCUGCUUUCAUCUGCACUGGGGCACAUCUGGCCCAAGGCACAGGUAUCAUGGCAAGGCCACCAGCACUUCCGACAUGGCAGAGCUGCUGCACGCAUGGUGUCCCCUGCACACGGGGAGGGGGGAGGCGAGGGGUUCCUCCAGUGGCGGGGGUGUUUUGGGGAGGGGAGUCCAGUUCCCCUGCUUCACAGAGCGCACCCAGGCUCGGCAGCGCGUUGUAAAACACUCUCCAAACAAACAAAGCCAAAAAGGUAGUUUCCUGGAAAAAAAAAAAAAAAAAAAGGGUUGAAAAAUAAUCAGGCAGAUGCAGAGACCCGUGUUUAUUUUGCUGCUCUGACUGACACAACAAAAAGCAAACAGACCAAAUUAGAAAUUAAACCCAAAUGGGAACGGGGGCCGAAUCGAGCUGGAAGUCGUCCCCAGCCCUUUUCGGCUCGGGGAAGGAUCCUGGGAGGAGGCAGGGCGCAGCCUCGCACCCUGCUAGCUCCUUGCUGGUAACGCGAUGCCCCGCUCCCCCACAUAGCUAGGUAGGUAGGUAGAGCUAGGACUUUUGUACUACUGAUUUUGAAGGACAGUUUUCAAUGUGUAAUAAUAUAUCGGUUUAGGUGUGCAGUGUUUGAAAGAGAGACUGGGAGAAAGAAAGAAAACAAACCUCAAUCAAUAUUAUUGUUUUUUUGUUGUAAAAUAUUGUAACCUUGUAUAAACGCAAACUUUUUUUUUCUUUAGCUUAAAGGCCUGGGGUAGAACAUAUUAAAAAAAUAAAAAAGUUUGAAAAAGUUCAGGAAAAAAGAAUAAAAAAAUCAUUAAAACUGUUGCCAUUGUGAGGUUUGUGCCAUGCGAUGUUAAUGCCUAUGCAGCCAUGUAUUACCAGUUAAUUACAGUGGAAUAUUAAAAAAAGAAGAAACAGUCUU